CCAAGUCAAGUCUUGCAACAGGUCAAAAUACACCAAAAAUGUACACGUGGUAGAGCAAUGUUUGACAGGUGAAUAUGUUCAUGCUUGUACAACUUGUAAAGAAAAUUGUACAGUUCCCAAUGAGAGGAGAACAGAGUGGAUAUGUUACACUUGCCAUAACUAUGUGAAAGUUGGACGAAUGCCCCCACUUGCUGUAGCCAAUAAUUUACAGCUAGCAGACAUUCCAGAGGAUUUGUGUAACCUUAACAUCUUGGAGAGGCAUCUCAUUGCAAAGUGUAUCCCGUUUGCAAAGAUUGUUCCACUUCCCAAAGGCAGACAACAUUCAAUACGUGGUAAUGUUGUAUGUGUGCCAUCUGAAGUACAGGAGACAGUAGAUACAUUACCCAGAAUAAGAAGCCAAUCUCAGGUUCUCAGAGUCAAACUUAAGAGACGCUUGUGCUACAAAGGUCAUCAGCUUUUCCAAUCUGUUACAUGGUCUAAACUAAUGAAGGCUUUACAUAAACUAAAACAAAUUCAUCCACAAUACCAGGACAUAAGUAUAAGGGAUGAGCCUGAAGUUUGCGAUCCAACUCUUGUAGAUGAAGUCAGUGAUGAUGAUCAGGAAUCUGCUCAACCUCAUGUCAGUCAGAAAACCUUGUGUGAAACAAAUGCCUUUUCAAAUGAGCAAAACGUCCCUGAAACUGAACAUGUUAACACAGACCAGACUACAAACGAUACUAUUGAAACUCAAGCACAGGUGGAUAAUGAUGAGCAAGAGGGUGAUCUGCCAAAUGGAGGACUAGCUUUAGAAUCCUGCCUUCAACCCCCAAAUGUUGCUGAAGACAUUUUGUCCUUCACUGAAGGAAUUUACAGUGUUGCCCCAGCGGAAAGAAACAGCCCAGUUGGCUUUUUCAAGACUCCGCAUUUGGAAGCCAUAUCUUUUCCCGUUCAGUUUCCUACAGGACAGAACACACUGGAUUCACAAAGGCCCAUCAAAUUAACACCAAGCCAAUAUUUCAAGUCGAGAAUGUUCAGUGUUGACGAUCGCUUUGCCAAAGAUAUCAAUUACUUGUUUUUUGCUCAGUUUGUCACCGAAAUAAAUUUGGCUACUUCAAGUAUGACAAUCCAAUUACGCAAAGGGAAACCUUUCACGAGAGAUGGCCGACGAAUUACGUCAAGGAUGUUGCGAGACAAAGAGGAAGUUGAGAAACUGAUUAAGAACAGAGACGCAAUCAGAUUCAUGCAGCCCCUAAGAGGAACUCCUGCCUAUUGGGAGAAAACUACUAAAGAUCUCUUUGCGAUGAUCAGACAGUUGGGGAACCCUACGUGGUUUUUAACCGUGUCAGCUGCAGAAAUGCGUUGGCCUGAAGUCAUACAAGCAAUCAAACGUCAGCAGGGUGAAGAGGUUAAUUUUGAGGCCCUCAAUUGGACAGAAAAAACCGACAUUCUUCGGAGCAACCCAGUCACCACGAUGCGCAUGUUUGAGAAACGUGUCGAGGCUUUGUUCAGAGAUUUAAUACUCUCUGCUGCUCAGAUCUUGGGUCGAGUUAUCGAUUUCUUCUUCAGGGUUGAGUACCAAAAUCGUGGUUCUCCACACAUUCACUGCCUACUGUGGGUAGAUGGUGCUCCUGUUUUUGACAAAGACGAUGAUCAAACUGUCUGCAGUUUCAUCUCCAAGUACAUCAGUGCACAGCUUCCGAACCCAACCACACAACCAGAACUGUACAAAACUGUCAAGGAAGUCCAGACUCACAGCAGAAAUCACCCGAAGGCUUGCUUCAAAUACCCUGGUGCUGAUUGUCGUUUUGGAUUUCCUAAGCCGCCAAGUGAUCAAACCAUGAUCACUAGACCAGAUGAAAACAGCGAAGACUCUUUGGAAGUGGAGAAAGCUAAGGCAAAGCUCAGACCAUUGAAUGCAUUGCUCAAAGAACCUGAAAGUGAGACACUCACAUUUGCACAGCUUUUAGCUAAAUGCAGCUUAACUCUGACAGAGUACAAGAGGUGCUUACACUUAAUGAAGACCUCCAGUACAGUGAUUUUGAAGCGUGAUCCCAAAGACUGCUGGGUAAACGCAUACAAUCCACAUGUUUUACAAGCUUUCGAUAGCAACAUGGACCUAUCAUUUAUUUUGAAUGCCUACUCUGUCAUCAUGUACCUCACGUCCUACAUCACAAAGCAAGAGCACGGACUUUCAGAGUACCUCAAAACCGUCAUUGAGAACUCCAGCUCCAAUAGCACAAACCAGGCUGACGACAUGAAAGAAGUAAUGCAGGCUUACUCCAAAAAACGAGAGAUUAGCGCUCAGGAAUGCGUCACUCGUCUGUGUGGACUUCCCAUGAAAAAGUCCUCCAGAGGGAUCGUCUUCGUUCCAACAGAUGACAACGCCGUGAAAAUGAGUCGCCCAAUUUCACAAUUGGAAGACAUGACGUCUGAAAGUGAAGAAGUCUGGAUGAGGUCUCUGGCAGACAAAUACAAGUGCAGACCGGAAACUACGGAGUUUGAGAACAUGUGUAUGGCUGACUUUGCUGCCACAUGCAGAUUAGUUUACGGACAAGAAAGAAAAGCCAAAGGUGUUUUGCCUCUUCUGAACGGGAUGGGAUUUGUCAAAAGACGCAAUAAAGACAAACCAGCUGUCAUACGUUUCUACCGUCCGUCUGAGAAAAAAAAUCCUGAACAGUUUUUCCAGACACAGCUGAAAUUGUACCUUCCGUACAGAUCUGAAGACGACCUUAAAAGACCUCACUUACCUACAUACCAGUCCUUCUACCACUCUGGCUAUGUGCACCUACGUGGUUCUGAAUAUGCUGAGUCCGUUCAAGCCAUUGUCAGACAAAACCAGGACAAAUAUGAGAAAAACAGCAAAAACGUUGAACAAGCCAUUGAAGAGUAUGAGCAAAACAGAGACUCCAUCGACGAAUGGUGCAACUUGGCACCGGAAUCAGAGCUAGUCAGACUGCAGUGUGUCAGUGAACUUCAAAGGGAUGAGCACAUUGAUGAAAAUGAACAAGAAAACGUUCCAGAAUACAGUCGUCAAGCCAAUUCCUCAACGGAAAUUAGAGCUAUCAGAGAAGCCCCCCUGAUCGACCACAGCGCACAACGGCAAAUGUACCAAAGCUUAAACCAACAGCAAGCCUGCGUGUUCUUUGCAGUCAGAGACUGGUGCAUAAAGCGUGUCAAUGGCUUUAAUCCCCAACAGUUUCUUUACUAUGUCAACGGUGGUGCGGGAACAGGCAAGUCUCAUCUCAUUAAAUCCAUUCACGCACAGGCAAGUAACAUUCUGCGCAGAUCACCGAGAAAUGCAGAAGAGCACGAUGUAUCUGGGCCAAGUGUUCUCCUGACAUCCUUUACAGGCACAGCUGCUUUUCAGAUAUCUGGGACAACUCUUCACAGUCUUCUUAGACUUCCCAGAAUUCUUAAACCACCAAUUCAGGGACUCGGAAACCUUCUUGAUGAAGUCAGAGCAGAGCUUUUGAAUGCGGAAAUUAUCAUUAUUGAUGAGGUGUCCAUGGUUUCCAAAGUGCUGUUUUCUUAUGUUGAUGCGCGUCUAAAACAGAUCAAAGGUAGUCAGAAACCUUUUGGAGGCAUGUCCGUGUUAGCGGUUGGCGACUUCUAUCAACUUCCACCUGUCAGACAGUCUAAGCCCCUGUGUGUGCCCGAGCAGUUACAAGCUGAUCUGUGGAAUGAACACUUUCAGAUGGUGACUCUCACUGAGAUCAUGCGGCAGAAAGAUGAUGUUGCCUUUGCCGAAAUGCUAAACAGAAUUCGUGUUAAAGAUAAGUCAGAGGAACUAUCACAGGAAGACAGAGCUUUGCUUACUCAGGCCGUCACUCAACCAGCUCUUUGUCCCAUUGAUGCAUUGCAUAUAUUUGCAACUAAUAAACAAGUCAACGAUCACAACUCUUCAACUCUGUCAAAGCUACAUGCGAACAUUAUCGCUUUGCCUGCACAUGACUACAAAAAGGACCUGACAACUGGUAGAAUGACACGCCAAGACCAACCAAUGAAGGGAAACAGCAACGACUUGUUGGACACAAUCUCAGUGGCUGAAGGAGCUCGACUCAUGCUUACCAGAAACAUCGAUAUACGAAAAGGUUUGGUAAAUGGAGCCUUCGGAGAACUCGUAAGUGCCAUAGCUUCAGACAGAGACCAGCAUGUCAUGAAACUUGCUUUGAAAAUGGACAAUUCAUCUCGUGUGAACGCAGAACAACCUGACAAUGUGGUGUACUUGGAAAGAGUAGAAGAAAACCUGAAACAGAAAGGCAUGAUUCGUAGACAGUUUCCUGUUAAACUAGCUUACGCAUGUACGAUUCACAAAGUCCAAGGUAUGACUACUCAAAAAGCCGUAGUGUCAUUGAAAAGAGUUUUUGAGAGUGGCAUGUCUUAUGUAGCUAUCAGCAGAGUGACCUCCCUCAGUGGAUUGCACCUCUUAGACUUUGAUGAAUCCAAAAUUUAUGCUAAUCAAGAAAUCACUGCUGGACUGGAUAAAAUGAAAACAAUGGAUUUUACACAGCUGAUGCCUUUGCUGCAUUUACAAGACCAUGUUGAUCGGUCAAACACCAUGACUGUUGUCCAUCAUAACAGUGAAGGACUCCCGGCUCACAUUGGAGACAUCAAAAGCCACCAUGAAUUUCGUCUUGCUGACAUUUUGUGUUUAACCGAAACCCACCUACAAGGCACCUCUGUUGGACACAGCAUUCUGCUUGAAGGAUACAACAUGUUCUACAGGAACCGGCAUCAGUCGUACACCAACUUCCCACAGCUGGCCAAGAAAGGUGGUGGAGGUGUGGCAGUUUACGUUAGAGACAACAUUCAAGUCACUGAAAAACGUUAUCUUCAUAAUGUGACUGACCUUGAAUUUGUGGCUCUAAAGGUUGAAACUCCUGUCAGUGCUCUUAUUGUCGCUGUGUACAGACCUCCAGACUACAAUGUCACACCUUUUCUAAGGAAUCUGAACAGUCUUUUAGACUCACUUGAAAUUUUAGACACUCAUCCAAUCAUCAUCUGUGGAGAUUUUAAUGAAAACGCUUUAAGUGACACAAAUGGACCAAUUUUGCAACUUCUUCAAACAAGAAAGUAUGCACAACUCAUCACCAAUGCAACCACUGAUAAAAACACACUGCUGGACUUGAUAUUUAUCUCACAACCAGAAAGAUGUCUGCAUUCAGGUGUAAUGAAAACGUACUACAGUUACCAUGAUCCUGUUUAUUGCAUAUUUUCCUAAGAUACUGCCAGGAUUAUAGACACCAUGGACAUGUAAUGUUUUCUUUCCACAGCCAUAACAUCUCUGUUAUUUGACUCAAUUAAGUGCAACCUAGAAACACCCAGAAUUACUGACAGUCAAACCAUGUCAACCAAUUUCUUUGUAACAUCUCGAAAGUUUGUGCUCAGACUGAUGGAACCCCUGAAACCUGACAAGCAUUACUUGUGAAAUUAAUACUGUCUCGACCAUCUCAGGCAGAAACUAACAGUUAUUACUUCAAUCAACCCUUGAAUUUUGAAAGCAAUGUAAUGGUACAGCAAACAAAUGGUACAGCAUUUAAAUGGUCUGCCCAAUCAAAUGGUCUACCCCCACUUGUCAGGCAUGUGCUGGGAAUGUGUGUGAUUCCCCCAGGCAGGUGCAGAGGAAGCAUCCUCCUAUGCAUGGGCUGGGGGUGAUGAGGAACUGUUACCAUUUUGGUGAGUUGAUACAGCCAGAGGGAUGCACUUAUGAAGGAAACUCCUCAUCCCUCACUCUUCUUUCUUCUUCUCCUUCCCCACUUUCCACUCACCCCUUGUUUUUAUCCCCUUCUUUACUUUCUCAUCCCUGAAAGAUGAAUCCACACACUAGACACUUCAAGAGAUUUUCUGAAUCUCAUUGCAUUCACCCGACAACAAGGGCUUCAAAACCCAAAUGCAAUCAGCCAUUCUAGAAACAAUUAGUGAGCAGCACAUACACCUCAAGAGAUACUUGUAUCUCACUGCACUAACAAAGAUCUCCAAGGGAUUUCAUAUCCCACCUGCAUUUACAAAACAUAUCACUAGGAAACUUUCAUCUUUUAUCCCUAACCCUUUUCACCCGUCCCUUCUUUUUCCUCUUCUCCCUCUCUCCCUAUUCGUCUUCCUCUUCUACUCUUCGUCUCAUCCCCUUCCCUUUCUUUCUCAUCCCUGAAAGAUGAAUCCACACACUAGACACUUCAAGAGAUUUUCUGAAUCUCAUUGCAUUCACCCGACAACAAGGGCUUCAAAACCCAAGUGCAAUCAGCCAUUCUAGAAACAACUAGUGCACAGCACAUACACCUCAAGAGAUACUUGUAUCUCACUGCACUAACAAAGAUCUUCAAGGGAUUUCAUAUCCCACCUGCACUUGCAAAACAUAUCACUAGGAAACUUUCAUCUUUUUUCCCUAACGCUUUUCACCCCUCCCUCCUUUAUCCUCCACUCCUCUUCCUACUCCCUCCUCCUCCUCUUUUCCCUCUCCCCAUAUUCUUCUUCCUCUUCUUCUCUUCGUCAUCCUACUCAUCAGGAUACUGACGAAGAACAUCACCUGCUUCAACAACCUUACAGCUAUAUAUAUUGAAUGAACUGCACAGCUCCUGAGGUUUUCAAGGGCCAAAAAAAAAAAAAA
Molecule: messenger RNA, 6583 nt
Organism: Oryzias melastigma (Indian medaka)
Lineage: Eukaryota; Metazoa; Chordata; Actinopteri; Beloniformes; Adrianichthyidae
Exons: 2
Coding region: 179-5200 (1673 amino acids)
Biological process (GO): telomere maintenance; DNA repair
Molecular function (GO): DNA helicase activity
Source: RefSeq, a predicted model, not a curated record